Notolabrus celidotus (New Zealand spotty) is the source of this 2968-nucleotide messenger RNA. RefSeq names its product ring finger protein 215 (gene rnf215). NCBI's taxonomy places the organism in Eukaryota, Metazoa, Chordata, Actinopteri, Labriformes, Labridae. Bases 608 to 1717 code for a protein of 369 amino acids. The transcript is spliced from 10 exons. The record is from RefSeq and is a predicted model, not a curated record. Gene Ontology annotation, biological process: ubiquitin-dependent protein catabolic process. Gene Ontology annotation, molecular function: ubiquitin protein ligase activity.
AUAAAAACUACAACUGAUAAUAUUAUUGUUCCUCAAUGCGCAGGUGCAAAUACCUGCUUUUAUAGUUGUAUGUUUUCCCGCUUAAAUAACUUACCGAGCACGUGAAUGUGACUGUCUAUGGAUUACUCUUCGUUUUAACAGAAACGAAACGCCGGUGUGAGAGUUGCAUCCCAGCUGCGUUUAAAUAUAACUACGUCACAGUACAGCGAAUGCGGAAGUACGCGGCUGUAGCGUCUUGUUCAGUUACAUUCAUCUUUGUUUGUGUUGAAUCGACGGUUAACAAACUGGUUACAGCCAGUUAGCGUUGAUAUCACAUUUUUAAUGAUGACAUUAAAACAUAUUUUAAUGCGGAACACGGUUAACUAGAAUAAAUACAGAUUAAUUAAAUCUUUAUUGUCUGUCAACGGGUUGAACAAGAGUUUAAUCCGGGCCUACUUCCGGUCACAAGCGGAAGUAGUUGUUUCUUGUUUACAUUCUGUGACGGCUCGAGCUUACUGGAGAACAAAACCGCUAGCUGCUAGUUUCCAUAAUGAUAUGUGACAGCUGAUUAGUUUUAUGCAUUUUAAACAGCUUUAACCUGCAUUUCCUCCCCGCUGUGUGUCGGGUUAUGGCUCCACAUCGAAGUCCCUCCGCUGUCCGGGUCUCGGUCCCUCUCCUCCUGCUCCUCCUCCUCCUCCUGCUGCGGUGUUCGGGGCUGCUGGUCGCGGCGGAGCAGGUCGCUGUGGUGGAGGUUUUCCUGGAGCAGCGGCCCGGUGUCAGCGCUCUGUUCGAGGGGGAGGUGGUGGAGUCCAGCUCCGAGCACCGAGACGAGGACCAGGAGGAGCUGGAGGGAGAGCUGGUCCUGGUUCAGGAUGAGGAGACCCAGGUGAGCAGAGGCAAAGAUGAGGACGACACCAAAGAGCAGGAGCCGUGGAUCGGGCUGGUCCCUGUGGAGAUUGAUGACAGCAAAGCCUCAACGGGAAACCAGGAGUCCUUUGCUGAUGGCAUGGUGAAUAAAAUGAAGCGAGCCUUGGUCCUCGGAGCAUCUGCGCUCAUCAUCCUGGCUCUCAACCAAAACUCAGUCAGUGAGGUAAACCUACACAGGAUGGAUCUGUCUCAGGUGCUGUCCAAGCCCAUCAUUGUAAUCCAGACUUCUGAAAAUGUCACAAAGCUGAUUGGAGCUCUGCUCAGGGGUCUUCAAGCGACAGCGAAAAUCACCUACAAGACGAUCCUGCAGGACAACCUGGGAGCCACGCUCACACUGUGGUCCAGCUGCGGGCGAUCGAGAGGAGGACGCUACGGAGAGUGGCAGGGGGUCAUCUGCACGGGAGAGACCAACUCCCAGGUCCAGAAGUACCUGCAGCAGCUGUGGGACACGGUCCUCUUGGUGGCUCUGAUCCUCAGCACCGGGGUCAUCGUUCAUGCUCGCUGGCAGUACCAGGACCAGCAGCUCCACGACGAGCUCCAGCUCCUCCCCAAACAGGACGUCCUGAAGAGAAUGUCGUCUCUCAAAACCAAAACUUACCGUCAGCCCAAACGCUGGUGUGACCCGACCCAGCCGGCAGAGACCGACAACUGUGCCGUCUGCCUGGAGCCGUUCAACAACAACCAGUGUCUGCGCGUGCUGCCGUGUCUCCACGAGUACCACAGAGAGUGUGUGGACCCCUGGUUGUUGCUGCAGCACACCUGUCCUCUGUGCAAACGCAGCAUCCUCAGCAGCGUCUGCAAAGACAGUUAAUGAUCGCCCGCCUUGGACUCAUUCUCAGGAGCAGCUCUGGUCUUGUCUCUUCCUCGGUGUCACUCCAGUAGCCUUUUUUCCAGUGGACCUCACGCCUCCUCCUCUUUCUCCUCCUCCUCCUCCUCCUCCCUCCUCAAUCUGGGACUCUCGGAGCAAAUACAAACUUUCCCCAGCAUCCAGCCGGGGGUCUGGACUGUGGAGCAGUCUGGCACUGACGUAUGAACACACUACUUUGACGUACUGUUUUGUGAGCGGUACUUCUUCCUGGGAUCAUGUUACUGUACACUCGUUGACAUGCUGUUGUUUGUCUGCUUGAUGAUCUGCAGCGGUGAAACUUCAAACUUCUGCUCUCUGAGCGGCAGAGCGGCCGUGUGUUUGGUUUUGAACUCUGAUAACCCCCGAGCCAGUGUUUAAGAGUCAGUCAUGUGUGCAUGAAGACUUCAAGCUUUAUGAUCUUAUCCAGAUUCAGUGUUCACUUUAGGUCCAAAUGAUGUCAAAAACUCACUAACAAGGUCAAACAGGAGAGAUGUGGCGUUUAAUGUUAGCUGUACAGGAUGUGUGGAUGGUGAGAAGUGCAGCAGGACGGUGAGUUUGCACUUGUUCUUAAAAUGCCUUAAGACUAAACCGGAGAGAGAAGCAACCUAACAAUGAAGGAUUCAGAUGUUCAACAUGUUCCCUGGGUUACACUUGGUAGAGUUUGUGGCCAAAGCAGACUUCAGUUCUUUACAAAAGCAGUCAUGACUGAUCGUGUACUCCUCUGACGCACGGCUGCACAGCUGAUCCUUAAAACAGCUCAUACUGAAACACACCGUCAUCACCUGCUGCAGCGACACUUCUCUUCAGAGAGGACUCCUCCCUGUUUUUGGUGCUUUUGUUUUGUCCAACUCAAGGAAGAGUGUCAGACUUUUUUGGGUUGUAGACUUGCUCACUUUCUUUUUAAAUAUGAAGCUACACGAGCAGCCAGUUCUCAUAAACUACGGUGGCUGGGAAGUGCAAUGAGAAAUGAACAAAGGAUGGAACACUUUUACAAAGGUGGAGAGAAAUUUACAUUUUGGAGACAAAUGGCAGAUUCUACCAGAAAUGGAAUGUACCAAAUACAGGAAGUGAUCUGGGGGUGAUGGAGUGAGCGGUUUGUUGAUCAGACUGCAGUCAAGCCAGCCUCCACGACCUUCUUGUGGAAUAGGGAUUUCAGUAAAAGUGCACAACAACAGAUUUAACUUAUUAUUUUCAAAAUAAAAGCAAUUGAAUGAG